Messenger RNA from Formica exsecta, 2048 nucleotides. Its product is annotated as mitoferrin. Gene Ontology annotation, molecular function: ferrous iron transmembrane transporter activity. NCBI's taxonomy places the organism in Eukaryota, Metazoa, Arthropoda, Insecta, Hymenoptera, Formicidae. The coding region runs from base 607 to 1623 and encodes 338 amino acids. The record is from RefSeq and is a predicted model, not a curated record. Gene Ontology annotation, cellular component: mitochondrial membrane. Gene Ontology annotation, biological process: iron import into the mitochondrion. The transcript is spliced from 5 exons.
CGAACCACGUGGUCGCGUACGACGCAUGCGCGGCACGUGCAUCCGAGUCUAACCUCGCUAACUAUGAAUGUACCGUCAUUCUUCGCGACUGAUCCGCGAACGUCAUAUCCUCGAGAUCGCUACGUCAAAUAUCGGGUGUAAUUGCGACCGAUUGAACGCGGAUAUAUCGCGUACGCGUAAUUUUCGUAACAAAGUAAAUUCGGCGAACGAACGAAGCGGCAGAAGAAAGGAAAUCCGCUCUGUCGCGGUGGCAGUAGGGGAGAGACGGGUGACCACCGAGCCUACUUACUCUAUACUCUGGUUCGGUGCAGCCCCAUUAAGAAACGAUCGACGCACGCGAUCACAUGUCGGCGCGCGCGUAACGUGCGCGUAUUCCAUUCCGUACGGUUCGUUAACGCGAACAUCAGAUCAGUGUCUUCGUGACGGACGAUAUCCUAGUAUCGUACGUCGUAUCGGCAACGCAACGUGUUGGCGGACAGUGGUGCGAGGUAGAAAAAGGAAGAGAGAGAGGGAGAAAGAAAGGAACGCGAGAAGAAAGUAUCGCGCGACGUCGUGACGGCGGAUCGGAGCGCGCUUACGAGCGAGUAGCUCUCCUUCCUCGCGAUCAUGGAUAAAGACGAGUACGAGAGCCUACCGACCAAUUCCGUGGUCGUGCACAUGACGGCCGGUGCCCUGGCCGGGAUCAUGGAGCAUUGCGUCAUGUAUCCGUUUGACAGCGUGAAGACAAGAAUGCAAGCGUUAAUUCCUGGCCCAGGAGGAGGAGGAGGAGUGGGGGAAGUAUUGUAUAGAAUGAUACAACAAGAAGGUGUAUUAAGGCCAAUUAGAGGUGUAAGUGCAGUGGUCGCCGGAGCUGGACCCGCGCAUGCUUUAUACUUUUCUUGUUACGAGUGUCUUAAAGAAAAAUUCAAGAGUACGAGGUCCCAAUUUAAUCAUCUUGUCUAUGGAGCGGCUGGUUGUGUAGCAACAAUUUUACAUGAUGGUGUCAUGAAUCCGGCAGAAGUUGUGAAACAGCGAUUGCAGAUGUAUAAUUCUCCCUAUAGAAAUGUAUUAAAUUGUAUACAACAUAUAUACCAGAAAGAAGGAAUAUUUGCAUUCUACAGAAGUUACACGACUCAAUUGGCUAUGAAUGUGCCUUUUCAAAGUAUUCAUUUCAUUUCGUAUGAAUUUGUACAAUCCAUUACAAACCCAGAGCAUGUUUACAAUCCAAUAGCACAUAUCGGAUCUGGUGCGGCAGCAGGUGGGAUCGCGGCUGCGGCGACAACUCCUCUAGACGUUUGCAAAACGGUGUUGAACACUCAGCAAGACGGCGUGCAGGCUCAGGGUUUGAUGGAUGCAUUUAGACAAGUCUACAGGCAUGGCGGUAUACAGGGAUACUUCCGUGGAUUACGCGCACGUGUUUUAUUCCAAGCACCAGCUACUGCCAUUUGUUGGGUGAUAUACGAAUCAUUUAAAUACGUGUUACGUGGCAAGCAAGAUGACGAGUACGCUGACUCCGACGCCGAUAGUGGUACGACUGGAAUUAAUCAAAAUCCGACAUCGAGAUCUAACAGCUUUCAAGGAACAGGUCUGUACUUUAACAACCACGCUACAUCACCUGUAUUACUUAAAGUGACUACGAGUUAGGUAUAUAAGAGAAAUCACAUUAUUGAUCGAUUAAGAGAGAGAGAGCUGUUUCAUUACCCGAAAAAGUUGAUGAUAGAAAUCUCUUCUUUUCUUUAUGAGAGUUCGGCAACAAUGAAUAACAAAGAUACUUGAUAAAGAUAUUUCGUUGAUUGAUAUUUUAUUGAUUCCUAUAUUAUUACAGCAGCAUUUUUAUAAAAGUCGCAAAGAAAAAAAAUAUGAUGCUAAAAAAAGACAAUAUUACGCAAAAGCAUCGAAUAUGUAUAUAUUAAGUUAAUAUAUGCCAAUAAACUUGUUGAAUGAUUGCACAAAAUGAUCGCUUCGUGUAACGGCGUAAUAAACCUUUUUAUUUUAUUUCUUGAUUCCUUUAAGUAUCGAACGAGAACAAUUAAUUUUAAAAAACAGAACUCAAAUGCAAAAUAGAAAAA